AACGCAAACGAACAAAGUAUUAAGUUGCGUUGAAAUGUAUUUAAAUCAAAGAACAUACGUGGAUUGCGAUAUAAAAAUAACACAGGUAAACGCUAUAUUUCUGCGCAUCAAUAACCAGAUUUAAUCUUUGUUUCUUGUUGCAAAAAUGAUGAUGAUGAACAUUGGCAUGUAUGGGAUGUGCAACACAACUGAUUCCUUCAGUAGUUAUCACCAAGUCGGGACGAAUAAUAAUCAUAAUCACAACAAUCACCACCUGCAUCACGGAACUUCAGUUAUUCAUCACUACAACUCCUCAUCUGACAUGGCUCCUUCAUAUUCUUCAGCCUCAGCCACUACACCGCCAGAACAUCACUUUCAUCAUCAUCAUCAUCCGACAUCUUACUACACUACCCAAGUGUCGGUCGAUACAUACAACCCAUCACCGAAUACGAGCAAUCAAGGAAUUCACAGCAACGAAACACGUAACAAUGAACAAGGUACACCACCGCCCACAGACGAAAACACUGGUUCGGCAUCUGCGUCUUAUUACAACACCAACUCUGGUGCGCUACAUCAACAUCACGCACAAGACAUGUCACUGGGUCCACCACAACAGCACGAAGAGAAUGUUAUCAUCACCUCCGACAACGGACUGAGUUACACUAAUCUGGAUUAUGCGACAUCGAAUACCCACGGAACAUAUCACCACCCACAUAACCAUAAUACGAUGACACCACCAUCUCACCCUGGUGAUCACCACGCAGUACUCUAUCCUUCAACAACCAUCAACUAUGUCACCAAAAAUUUGCAACACGAAGAAAUGGUUCACCAAGGGAGUCACCAUCACGACGAAAUGCUACCACACCAAGUCAGUCAUCACCAUCAGCAAGAGGGGUACAUUGUCAACGGAGGUCAUUACAUGCAUCACUCUGCAACAUCUCCAGACAGAAGCGAAGCUGCACAAUAUCCCCCUGUCGUGCCACAACACCAUCAGAGUUCAUCUCCAGUGUCUGCAGAGUACCAAGCAAUUCAUCGUCACUACAAGGAGGAGCCUUGUCACCAGAUGUUAUCAGAGAUGCACCAACAUCAAAUACAUUCCACAAGCCCGGCAGUUGGUGCGGGAAACAGUACUGUAAUGAUGGCAGCGGCUGGAGGAACAGGAAAUUUUCAUCACCAUCCAUUGCAUCACCACAUGCAUCACCAGAAUCCCAGUCACCAUCAACACCAUCACCACCAUCUAGUGCAACAGCAGCAGCAGCAAACGACAGCGGUACCUACGUACAAGUGGAUGCAAGUCAAGAGAAAUGUCCCCAAACCAGCAGCCCCGAAGCCAGUCACCUCACUCGGCGACUACAGCGCCGUGACCUGCACAAGCGGCGGGUACGGAAGCGGUCUAGUCAACAGUCCCGGAGUAGGCAUGGGAGGUUGCAAUGUCAGUAGCGGAGGUCUCAUGGGAACUGGGACCCUCGGAGGAGUCCUAGGGGGCCCUAACAGCCUCAACAACACUGGAAGAACAAACUUCACGAACAAGCAACUGACAGAACUGGAGAAAGAAUUCCAUUUCAACAAGUACCUGACACGCGCGAGAAGAAUCGAGAUAGCUUCUGCUUUGCAGCUAAACGAAACGCAAGUAAAAAUCUGGUUUCAGAAUCGUCGCAUGAAACAGAAGAAACGAAUGAAAGAAGGUUUGAUACCUACAGAACCUAUUACAAAUGGUGGAGCUGGUGGUGUUGUUGUUAGUACAAAUAUUUCAAAUCUUGGAGGUGUCAGUAGUGGAAGUAAUUCACCAACAAGUGCUCACAGCAACAGUGACGUUACAGUUGCACCUCUAAGUAACGAAAACAGCCAAGAGAUGUCACCAACAGCAACAGACCACUGACUAAAGUCGAUGAAGUGUUAUUUAAUAUCGAUAUUCGGGUUUUAACUGCAAAGUACUCAGUAAAACUUUCAUGAUUCAGCUCAAUAUAACACGCAGCCUUGUUUGUACUGUACGUGUUACAAAGACGUGAAGUUGCGAGUUUACGAUUGCAGAAGAAAAUAACUAGUGACCACUGUUAAAUGGAAACACUUACUAUGUAAUUUGAUUCGAUGUCAGUUUUCAUAUUUUCACCUCCCACAACAUGAACACAAAUCAAACAGAAACUCUUUACAUGCGCGUGGUAGAAUAAAUGUUAUUUGAGCACAUAUGGAAGACUGAUGUUCGAGAAGGGUACCUGUUACGUUACUAGUCUAUUCAUCACAGCAAAUGGGAAACUUUACAAGCAUAUCUUGA
Molecule: messenger RNA, 2251 nt
Organism: Zootermopsis nevadensis
Lineage: Eukaryota; Metazoa; Arthropoda; Insecta; Blattodea; Termopsidae
Biological process (GO): regulation of transcription by RNA polymerase II
Cellular component (GO): nucleus
Molecular function (GO): RNA polymerase II cis-regulatory region sequence-specific DNA binding; DNA-binding transcription factor activity, RNA polymerase II-specific
Source: RefSeq, a predicted model, not a curated record